This is a messenger RNA of Pseudocercospora fijiensis CIRAD86, 1965 nucleotides long. RefSeq lists its product as uncharacterized. The coding region runs from base 1 to 1965 and encodes 654 amino acids. The record is from RefSeq and is a predicted model, not a curated record. NCBI's taxonomy places the organism in Eukaryota, Fungi, Ascomycota, Dothideomycetes, Mycosphaerellales, Mycosphaerellaceae. The transcript has 21 exons.
AUGUUGGAAUACAGGCGAAGCAAGCAAGCCCGAGAGCUGUUAAAGGGCUGCGCAUACUCGUAUGGAUUGAGGGAUCUAGGCCAAACACGUGCUGAUACCGCUGGAUUCUACUCUGAUGACGAACAGGUCAUCUCAACGAGCUCUGCAUGCAGAAGAUUCCUGCUUCAAAGUUUGGCAGCCCCGUUUUCCAGUGUCAAGAAUGCAUUCAUGCGAUAUGAUGGCACUCGCAUGAGACAGCCAGAAAAUGUUGAUGGCGCGACGUGCAUUCUGCGGUGGGCGAACACCCAAAAGCAAAAUGUCAAGCCACGAUGCUCUGUGACGGCGGCAUCGCCACUACUACUGUGGUCCCGACUCCGACCACGCACGGUCAUCAAACGACACAAGAGCCAGGAAGAUGCUGUCGCGGCUAUGGGGAAGGUGGAUUGUGGGUUGAAUGAUGCCUGCUGUGUCAUGGCCAGAACUCCGGAUUUUGGUUCCUGCAUGCCUACCGUGAACCUGGUAUGUCCAAGUCUAUGUGAAGACCAAACAGGGAAGCCUUUUGUGAUAUCGGCCCGUAUGCACGAAAACGAUGGAUGGAGCGGCACAUUUGACGAUCAAGACAUCUACAAUUGUCGGAUGGUAUUUGGCCCGAGGAAACUUGCCGCAAAACUGAUCAUAAAUGUCGAGCAGAAGCAAAUCUCGCUUAUUGGAGCAGGUCUGGUUCUUGUCAGACUCGAGGCCCGAGGCGCCGUGGUGGCACCAAACCAGCUGUACCACAGGAGAGGGUGCCGUGAAAGUGUUCCAAAUUGCACGGAACAGCACCAGAAUACUUACACGACAGAGGACACCAAGUCCAUCACGCACGAUGGGAGUCGUGUCCUCCCCAAUCCCCCCUUAGACGUGCUGCUUUUGGCGGUGGAUGUCGAGAGUCGAGAACAGUGUCAGGAAUCCAGGCCGGCGGUGUCCUGUCGGCCGGCAGUGCUGGCGUCUGAUCCAUCUGCUCCCCCCUUCUUCCUUGCUGAGAAGCUUUUCCGUCUUUCUCACCUUAACCACCACUUCAUACACACAUCGACAUCGCAUCGGCCUCUCACAUCACCAUCGAUCGCGCGAGACAAGCUCGGCGAUUUCCCUCGCGCGCAGUAUGACUCCUGGCUGAUGAAGGGGGCUAGCAUUUCCCCGAUGAAAUGUAAUAAGGUGUGGCCUGCCAACCAACGCGAGCGGCGAGCGCGUGCUGCGAUACGCAUUCCCGAGGCGUGGCACGCUGCGUGGGAACACUGGACCGUCGACCCGCCAAGCCCGCAGCCGCCACGCAGAUCAUCAAGGCUGCGGCAGCUCUGCAGGCGAUGUUCCGAGAGGAAUACUGUCUCCCGUUCGCAACCAGAAACAGCGUCUGGCGGUGAGAUGUGCUGGCAUAGCGCGGCAUCCCACGGCACCAACCCGAUUGGCGACCACGCCUUUCCCGUGUUUCCUGAUCCCAGGGGAACGCCUCUGCGCAUCAUUCCUCCUAUCGACUCUCCUUUCUGUCACCCCACAACGCUGACACACGACGUUGCACGUUCACAAUCCGAUCAGGUAUAUAUUCUGGCCAGCCCUACACACCGACGCCUGGAAAUCCCUUUCUCCACAACCCCCGACAACUCAAGACCUUCAAGUUGCCUUCAAGUCAUUCACAACACCCUCACACAAACCUCAACCACCUCAUCCUCAGCAAUGACGGACACCAUGCCCAUGCCUUCCGGUGUACAAAUCCCCCGCAACGACUCCUUCUCGGCGGAGGAUUUCACCAGAGCCUUCAAGGCCUCAGCAACCAAGCCACGCAAUGACCUCUCAUUACGCAUCGCUCCAUCAAGGGACGAACCCUCCGUGCCACCGCCCUCGCCGCGGACAUCAAGACCCUCAGAUCUGUCUCACAAGCUGGUCUUGGUUGACAUCAUCAUAAGCGACUUCAUUCAUCAGCGUCCAGCGAUGCCUCUUGAUCACGAAUAA